GCUUUCUUCGAAGGAAUAUACUUCACGCGUACAAUAACUAGCAAAGCCAGCUUCGCCUGGAAGUAGGCAUUAGAAAUAACGCAAAUGUCAGUUAGCAUCAUCGACAUCUAGAUAACAAAUCAAAAAGAAAAAAGCGCCGGCCCCAAAACAAGGCCGCGGCGCGCCCAAUGUGGUCGUCGCGGCUCCGGCGCGCCCAGAUUGGUCGCUCCAUUUCCGGCGCGCCCAGUCUGGUCGUCCCGGCUCCGGCGCGCCCAGAGUGGUCGCCCCAGCUCCGGCGCGCCCAGAGUGGUCGCCCCGGCUUCGGCGCGCCCAAUCUCAUCAACCCGGCGCCGAACGGCCGUUGGACAACUUCUGGCAGUCCGACGGCCGUCGGACGACUCUGGGUUGUCCGACGGCCGUCGGACGAGUUUCGGCUGUCCUACGGCCGCCGGACGACUUUCGGUUGUCCGACGGCCGUCGGACGACUUUUGGUUGUCCGACGGCCGUCGGACAAUUUUUGGCCGUCGGACGACUUUUGGCCGUCCGACGGCCGUCGGACAACUUUCGGCUGUCCGACGGCCGUCGGACAACUUCUGGCCGUCCGACGGCCGUCGGACGACUUUUGGCUGUCCGACGGCCGUCGGACAACUUUUGGCCGUCCGACGGCCGUCGGACGACUUUUGGCUGUCCGACGGGCGUCGGACGACUUUGGGUUGUCCGACGGCCGUCGGACAAUUUUUGGCCGUCGGACAACUUUUGGUUGUCCGACGGCCGGCGGACAACUUCUGGCCGUCCGACGGCCGUCGGACGACACUUGAAGUCGAAACUAAAACUCAAACUCCAAGUUGAUUCUAAAUCUCAAACUCGAAGUCGAAACUGAAGCUCAAACUUCAAGUUGAUUCUGAAACUCGAAGUCGAAACUGAAACUCAAACUCAAAGUCCAAGUUGAUUCUGAAACUCGAAGUCGAAACUGAAACUCAAACUCAAAGUUCAGGUUGAUUCUGAAACUUGAAGUCGAAACUGAAACUCAAACUCUAACUUAAUUCUCAAACUCAAACUCAAUGUUGAAACUCAAACUCAAUGUUGAGACUCAAACUCAAUGUUGAAACUCAAACUCAAACUGACAUUUGCAUUCUUUUCUGCCAAGGUAGUUAAUAUCUAUACCAUGAUAAGAUUUUUAUUUUUGCUCGCGACACAACGGCCACCUAUAGGAUUGUAAGUAGCCAGUUUAGAUAAUUGCUGAGAACUUUUACAAACCAGCACCACAAAAGAAAAUGACGCUCACAGCGGGCAACUCGUCGUCUAGCACGGCGUACAACCCGAAGAUCACGCGCAUCGGUCUGCACCACAACGUGACCAAGAGAACGCAGCCCUUUUCCUCGGAAGUUAGCAAGGUACUACGUGACUCGUACACAGCAAAAAUCUUAAUCUUCUGUAGUUAUUCAAUGUGCUGGCAAGUAGUCUCCAGCUGGAAUGCGCAUCAUCCGAGAGGCACACGUAAAUACUUUUUUUUUCGCGACAAGAAAUUAUGAAAAAACAGGUGAGUUUCGGGCGCAAGGGGCAGCCCGGACUUAAGCCGACGGACUUUUCGUGCAGUCUGAUCCCAUUCUCUUUCCUGACGUUUACAUGGGCAACAAGUGAACCGGGGAAAAUCAAGGCGUUAAUCAAGUCAGGGGACCAUGGUAAGACUCUUAGAGAAACAGUAGCUGUGUUGCGGUUCUAUUGCAUGACAGUGUAGCUUUGUGCUGCGUCUUUACGCAUGGUAAAGACAAAAACAAAAAUGAAAUGCGAAUCAAUUCCUCUUGUGUCGACGAAAUAAACCAGAUCUUUUCAAGCUGGACGGAGAUAGAGAGCGAAAAAACGACAUUCCCUUGCGGCUCCCGAAAACCCCCGAGGCGCUGAAAAAGCUGGAGGACAUAAAUUUGAGCACUCCGAAAGGGCAAAAACCGCCGGUCGUCAUCAACCGGGACAGGAAAAACAAAGCGAAAGUUGAGUCCUUGGAAAUUUCCCUGGAUAUCGGCGACAGUUUGAUUUUUCAGGAGAAAAUCCAGGAAAACGCGGCGGAGCCGGUGGAUCACGUGCUGCAGAUCGUCUCCUACAAGCCCACCAGCUCGGUGUCCCAAAAGGCCUUCGUCGCAAAAUAUCUGCGACUCAAACACGAAGCCGAUAAGGCGGAAGCCAAGAACGCGGAGCUGCAGAGGUAUAUCUGAGUAAAUAGCGCUGUUAUUGGGAUGGAUUGUUUAUUACGGUAAGUUGUGCACGAAAAAUGCAUAAUAAAUUUCCUUCGUGGCUUUGCACAAGAACCAGAUGCGAAAAAUAGAAAUUAUCUUGUACUUGCUGAUGUCUUUUGGGGAGACGCGAGUCACAAAAAUUUUCACCUUAAGGCAAUACGCCCCGCUGGUCGCGGAGCUUGCCGCGCCUCCGCAGAAGAAGCAGGCCGAGCUAGAGACUUUAAUCGGGAAAAAGAAGCUACUGCAGACCAGGUGCGAAAUGAUGGAGAAGAAGUUUGAAAAAGAAGAGACGGCGGCGAAAAACGCCAACGAGGGCGAGUUAGAGACAAAGCGAGAAGCCAGGCUGGCGGUGCAACGCGAGAUUGAAGAAGUGCAGAGGAGCAUUGAGACUGGUAAAGAGCGUAAUCAACGUUAUUCGUUUCUUUUUUAGAUCAGGAAAAAUUCAGCUCUCACGGUAAGUAACGUGAUGUCAAAAAUAUUAUGCGCAAGAAUUUAAAUUUUAUCAUGGACAAACGCAAAAAUUGCUUCUACUUUCACCAAUACGAUGCGACUACAGAAACACACAUGGUGAAUCCACACGCGCGCGCGUUGCAGGGGGUCGGGCAGUACAAGGGAAAAUUCAAGCUGGAAGACGAGAAAGCAGAGGCCGACGUGACCGACCAGAUCCAACUGAUAAGGAACGCCCAGUACAAUUUUUUCUUUACUAGGCUUUGUUUUGAAAAGUUGGCUGCAAGUUUUUCUACAGGCAUGCGCCACGACUUUCGAUAUUUAUAACUUUCGAUAGUUAGCUGACCAUGCAUUCAUUUUUAUUAUGUAGCUUCUGCAACUUUAUCUGACGCAUAAAAGAUUUUCUCUCGCUUCUUGCUCCACAACAGGCCCGACACGCUGGAUAAAAACGAUUUUCUGAAACUGAACGCGGAUCGAGGCGACCUGUUCGUAUGACCUGCAAAAAUAUCGCACUCGUAUAAAUGCAUUGCAAAUAAUUAUUUCCUCAGCAUGAGAAACAAAAUUUGUAAUGCAGAUUUGCCUUGGAAACAAGAUUUGUAUAUGCAAGACUUGUAUUUAGCAUUUGUACGAGUACGAUGCUUUUGCACAGGAUAGUUCGACGACGACGACAAAUUCGGGGGAAAGUCACCCAAGCGAAGGAAGUUAUCGGGCGCAAACGACACGCCGUUUCUCGCGGACACACCGCUGGGGCUUGUGGAAGGUCAGACUCCGGGGGCGACGCCCGCAUACGAGGGGGGGCAGACUCCGGGGGCAACGCCAGCGUAUGAAGCAGCGGGCGAAGAGGACGAAGCAGACAACGACUCGUCCCCGGUCGAGGACGAAGAAGACGACUUGUUGGCGGAGUGACCUGGUUUUGUGUCACAACAAGCAUCGAUAAAGUUUGAUUCGCUUCGUCUAACCGCAAGACAUCUUACAGAACUCACUGCGCAUGUAGUUGUACGACCUGUUUCACCCUUAACUGCUGCUUGCGAAACUGUGUCACCCCUGUGCGAAACUAACGAACGACUACCAUCUGAAGAAUCUCUGGACUACUUUUUUAUCCAGUUCUUGGUCUUGGCUAAACAAGAGUACUACGAAUGACGCAAAAGUAUUCAGCACUGCAGUCGCUGUUGCGAUUGAAGUAUGAUACUUGACAGCACGGAAGAAUACACCGGCGCAGCUUUCUUGUUUGUACAAGCACCAAACUGCUAGUUUUGUUGGUUCCAUUCUGACGGCGUAUCGGCAUUGUUAUACGGUUGUCUACUUUUGUUUCUUUCUUUCCCCGACCAGAGGUCAGGACGGUUUGAAGAGAGCAUACAAGAGUGAGACGGCUUUUCAUUUCAUCUCUAGGGAGCUUUUUCGCAACAGCAUCAGCA
Amoebophrya sp. A120 is the source of this 4072-nucleotide messenger RNA. The record is from the annotation of a GenBank genome assembly. NCBI's taxonomy places the organism in Eukaryota, Dinophyceae, Syndiniales, Amoebophryaceae.